GCUCUUCGACCAAUCAGAAGGCGCCAUGGAAUAAGGCGGCUGGUUCUGAUUUGGUGCGGUUCGAGGGGGGCGAAGCAUAUUAAGACAGGCGUUCCCGGCUCCUCGAGUAGCUGUGACUGGCAGCCAAACCGAAGACAUGUGUGGAAUCUUUGCCUAUCUCAACUACCAGGUGCCAAGGACUCGCCGUGAUAUCCUUGAGAUCCUCCUCAAAGGUCUGCGUCGUCUGGAGUACAGAGGCUAUGACUCAGCAGGUGUGGGAAUUGACGGGGGUAACGGCAAGGAGUGGGAGUCAAAUGCCAAGUCUAUCCAACUGAUCAAGCAAAGUGGAAAAGUGAAGGCUCUUGAUGAUGAGAUCCACAAACAGCAGGACAUCGACCUGGAUGUGGAGUUUGAUGUUCACCUUGGCAUCGCUCACACCCGCUGGGCCACCCACGGUGCACCAAGCCCAGUCAACAGCCAUCCACACAGAUCUGACAAGAGCAAUGAGUUCAUUGUCAUUCACAAUGGAAUUAUCACCAACUAUAAAGACCUGAGGAAAUUCCUGGAGAGCAAAGGCUAUGACUUUGAGUCAGAGACCGACACAGAGUCCAUUGCCAAGCUGGUGAAGUACAUGUUUGACAACCGCGAGAGCGACGACAUCAGUUUUACCACACUGGUGGAACGGGUGAUCCAGCAGCUGGAGGGAGCUUUUGCCCUGGUUUUCAAGAGUGUCCACUAUCCUGGAGAGGCAGUUUGCACAAGGAGAGGAAGUCCACUGCUGAUUGGAGUGCGGAGUGAUCACAAAUUGUCUUCAGAUCAUAUUCCUGUGCUCUAUCGCUCCUCUACUAAAGACAAGAAGAGCUGCAGUGGCCUACCCAGGACAGACCAGGACACAUGCCUGUUUCCUGUGGAGGAGAAAGCUGUGGAGUACUACUUUGCCUCAGAUGCAAGCGCAGUGAUCGAGCACACGAACCGUGUGAUCUUCCUGGAGGAUGACGAUGUGGCUGCCGUGAUGGAGGGCCGGCUGUCCAUCCACAGGAUGAAGCGCAGGGCUGGAGACUACCCAGCCCGUGCCAUCCAGACCUUGCAGAUGGAACUGCAGCAGAUCAUGAAGGGCAACUACAGCACCUUCAUGCAGAAGGAGAUAUUCGAGCAGCCAGAGUCUGUGGUCAACACCAUGAGAGGGAGAGUCAACUUCGACGACAACACAGUGACACUGGGUGGACUGAAAGACCACAUCAAAGAGAUCCAGAGGUGUCGGCGACUUAUUCUCAUUGCCUGUGGCACCAGCUACCAUGCCGGAGUAGCGACCCGCCAGGUCCUGGAGGAACUAACCGAGCUGCCUGUCAUGGUGGAGCUGGCCAGUGACUUCUUGGACAGGAACACACCCGUCUUCCGAGAUGAUGUCUGCUUUUUUAUCAGCCAGUCAGGGGAGACUGCUGACAGCCUUUUGGCCCUGCGCUACUGUAAGGAGAGAGGGGCUCUGACUGUGGGUGUCACCAACACAGUGGGCAGCUCCAUCUCCAGGGAAACCGACUGCGGAGUCCACAUCAACGCUGGGCCGGAGAUCGGAGUAGCUAGUACCAAGGCCUACACCAGCCAGUUUGUGGCCCUGAUCAUGUUUGCCCUGUUGAUGUGCGAUGACAGGAUUUCAAUGCAGCCCAGACGCCGUGAGAUAAUCCAGGGCCUGAGAGUCCUUCCAGAUCUGAUUAAGGAGAUCCUGGCUUUGGAUGAUGAGAUCCAGAAGUUGGCAGUUGAGUUGUACCAGCAGAAGAGUGUCCUGAUCAUGGGCAGAGGCUACCAUUACGCUACCUGCCUGGAAGGAGCACUGAAAAUCAAGGAGAUCACAUACAUGCAUUCAGAGGGUAUCCUGGCCGGAGAGCUGAAACACGGUCCGCUGGCCCUGGUGGAUAAACUCAUGCCGGUCAUCAUGAUCAUAAUGAGAGACCUCACUUACAUCAAAUGUCAGAACGCCCUGCAGCAAGUCGUCGCCCGCCAGGGCCGUCCUAUUGUGAUCUGUGACAAAGAUGAUUACGAGACCAUCAAGAACUCCAGCCGCACCAUCAAAGUGCCUCACUGUGUGGACUGCCUGCAGGGCAUCUUGAGCGUCAUACCUCUGCAGAUGCUGUCCUUCCACCUGGCUGUCCUCAGAGGAUACGACGUGGACUGUCCAAGAAACCUGGCCAAGUCUGUGACAGUAGAGUGAAGUGCACCAUUGAUCACCUAACAGCAGAAGCCUGGCAGACACAUACGGGGAUGGAGCGCGUGUGCAGAAACCAAGAGAAGACAACGUCCCGUUUGUGUCUCGUGUCAGGGCUCUUUUAAAUGCAAUGUAUUUCCUCUACAUUCGUACAUCAUCUCUCUGCAUAUUAUCGAUAUCUCACUGUCUAAUUUUCUCAGAAAUGUUUGGCAUCAUUGUCAUAUUGAAGUUGUUGUUUUUUUCGUCCAUGGCGGCAGGGUCUGGGCUGGCACUGGUAUAUCUUCAUCACUGUUUUGGGUUGUGGGAGUCUAUAGUAACUGACAGCGAUCAUUUGGGUUUAUUCACAUUCGUGCUCAAAACAUUUGAGCGAGUGCUCCAUGUGUAUUUGCCCUGAUUGGCCUCUGUGGGAGCUGCUGUACAAAAAAAAAAAAAAGUUUACUGACAGAAGUUCGGUUUUAAAGACCUCUUUUACUGGCUCUGUUUUCAAUAGUGCAAUGAUUUGUAGAUAAGUUGAUGUUUUUCGUUGGCAGCUACUCAUAAUGAAGUGUCUUUACUCCACUGAGGAAGUAAACAACAGUCUUAAAUCAUUCCAAACCACCGGCCAUCGCUUCUUCAUAAUUACAGUUUUUAAUAAUUAGCAUUUUUUGUCCACCUCUGACUCCUGGACCUUUUUUUUCUGAGCAUGUACAACUUACUGCAGGAGCAGCGUCAUAAGUCAAACCACAGAAAAGUGAAUGAAUACAAGCUGCAACAGUUAAUCGAGUUGUCGAUUAAUCGGUUCAUGUAGUUUUUAUGGUAAAAAUAAAAAAUAUAUAUAUAUAUUUUCUGGUUUCUUUGCUCCUGUGACAUUAAACUAAAUAUCUUUGGUGAAUGGACAAAACAAAACAUCAUGGGGUUCAUCUUGAGGUUUUGGGAAACACGAUCGAUAUUUUUCACCAAACCAAACAACUCAACCAUUUAUCGAGAAAGUAAUCGACAGAUUAAUUGAUUAUGAAAAUAAUUGAAAAUAAUACAGAAUUGUGUAGAAAUCUUCUUGAGUAGGUAACAAAGGCUUGUUCUUUGUUUAAAUCUUGUCUCAAACUAACGCUUUGGGUCUGUUCUAUUUGUUUACCAAGCCACCAACUUUACACCAGAGUGAGUUGUUUUGUUGUUCUGCUUUCACUAUUUAGUGUACAAGAUAGAAUUUUGAUACUGUAAAGCUUUUGUGUGCUCAGCAUUUCUUGUAUUGACUUCUGUUGCUUAACUGCUUGAAAGAGAAAUCUUAUUGCUCAUUUCCUGGUCUGCUGUUUGCACUUAAUUUAAAAAACUGAAUUACAGUGUAAUGAAGUUGCACCAAGUUGCCAGCCCACACCCGACCAUGACUGCUGAAAUAUGGGACCAUUUGUAGCUAUUGCUUGAUUCUUUUGUUUCAUUUUCAUUUGGAGAAAAAAAAAGUUAUAUUUUACAGUAUUGAAAUUACUCUUUUGAUUUGAAAUAUGAAUGUUAGUCUUUUGAGAUGUCCUGUCAAACCCCAAAUCUGUACAAUGGAUUUGGCAGUUGUAAACCAAAACAUCUAUAUUCUAUAUGUUCUUGUAGCCACACAUGUUCUAACGCUUAUAGAUUGAAGUAAUUGGGUUUAUAUGCGGUCACAUGGCAGUACUGUUGAUGUUUAUUUAGACGGAUAUCAGCUGUGUGUAUGUGAUCCCAAAUGUAUUUAGGAACUCAAGAAAAGAGUGAUGUGUGUACACAAAGUUGUGUAUAAUGAAGUAAUGGGAACUGCUUUUGGUUUUUUCCCCCCAAAGAUAUUCAUCUUGCUUUUGCAAUCAAGACUUAAUGGAUUUUUUUUUGCAAUUUCUUUCCUCUGACAUUGAGCUGUCACCGAGCCAGUUGAAGGGUUUGAAAACUGGACAAUGCUGUUACAGGUACUUUUGUAAGUCACGUACAUAUGAAUCAGAUUUCUGGAGACACUGAUAACGAAUUCUACACUGAAUCUUUGCGACAUCCGUUUGGGUUCCUGGGGUAGUCGGGCACUAUUGAUUAGUGGAACUGAUGCAAUAAAGUGUCAAAUACUU
Scophthalmus maximus (turbot) is the source of this 4230-nucleotide messenger RNA. It is a transcript of the gene gfpt1, whose product is annotated as glutamine--fructose-6-phosphate transaminase 1. Lineage: Eukaryota; Metazoa; Chordata; Actinopteri; Pleuronectiformes; Scophthalmidae. Gene Ontology annotation, biological process: UDP-N-acetylglucosamine metabolic process; protein N-linked glycosylation; fructose 6-phosphate metabolic process. Bases 137 to 2185 code for a protein of 682 amino acids. The record is from RefSeq and is a predicted model, not a curated record. The transcript has 19 exons. Gene Ontology annotation, molecular function: carbohydrate derivative binding; L-glutamine:D-fructose-6-phosphate transaminase (isomerizing) activity.